This is a messenger RNA of Labeo rohita (rohu), 4772 nucleotides long. RefSeq names its product ddb1 and cul4 associated factor 5 (gene dcaf5). Gene Ontology annotation, cellular component: Cul4-RING E3 ubiquitin ligase complex; cytoplasm. The transcript has 8 exons. NCBI's taxonomy places the organism in Eukaryota, Metazoa, Chordata, Actinopteri, Cypriniformes, Cyprinidae. Gene Ontology annotation, molecular function: protein binding. The coding region runs from base 216 to 2588 and encodes 790 amino acids. The record is from RefSeq and is a predicted model, not a curated record. Gene Ontology annotation, biological process: negative regulation of fatty acid biosynthetic process.
CGUCAUCACCCUUGCACCGGAGCAGGAAGUGCCGGCGGUCGGUGGGACUCUAAACAACCUUCUGUUUUUGCUGCGCACUUUCAUGCUUUACCAAACAAACAUGUAACGGUGCAUCCUCCAGCCGAACCAGAAUCCACCGAAUCGACCCUAAGCUCAAACCCAUGACGGCCGGGACACUCUAGCGGCGGCGUUGACACUCAUUUACCGGAGGAGAGAUGAAGGAGCUGCGGGGCUGCGGCAUGCGGAGCGCCGUCGGGUUCCUCUCCCGCAGGACGAUCGGCGGACAGCCGCAGCUGAAGGAGGAGUUCCAGCGGCGCAGACUGGCCGGCUGCUCCAGCCUCUACAAGAAGGACAUGCUCGGCCACUUCGGUUGCGUCAACGCCAUCGAGUUCUCCAACAAUGGAGGCCAGUGGCUGGUGUCCGGUGGAGAUGACCGCAGGGUGCUGCUGUGGCACAUGGAGAAAGCAAUACACUCACGAGCCAAACCGAUCAAGUUGAAGGGGGAGCACCUGUCCAACAUCUUCUGCCUGGCAUUUGACAGCACUAACAAACGUGUUUUCUCAGGAGGAAACGACGAGCAGGUGAUUCUGCACGACGUAGAACGUGGCGAAACGCUCAACGUCUUCUUGCAUGACGACGCUGUGUACGGUCUGUCUGUCAGUCCUGUUAAUGAUAACGUCUUCGCCAGCUCCUCCGAUGACGGACGAGUUCUUAUAUGGGACACGCGAGAACCGCCACAUGGAGAACCAUUCUGCUUGGCCAACUACCCCUCGGCAUUCCACAGUGUGAUGUUUAACCCCGUAGAACCUCGUCUGCUGGCCACUGCAAACUCUAAAGAGGGGGUGGGACUUUGGGACAUCCGCAAACCCCGCAGUUCUCUGUUGCGGUAUGGAGGGAGUUUGUCUCUUCAGAGUGCCAUGAGCGUGCGCUUUAACAGUAUGGGGACGCAGCUGCUGGCUCUGCGCAGACGUCUGCCUCCCGUCCUGUACGAGCUCCACUCUCGUCUGCCCAGCUUCCAGUUUGAUAACCAGGGCUACUUCAACUCCUGUACAAUGAAGAGUUGCUGCUUUGCUGGAGACCAAGAUCAGUACAUCUUGUCUGGCUCUGAUGAUUUUAACCUUUACAUGUGGAGAAUCCCCAGUGACCCUGAAGCAGGAGGUCCGGGUCGAGUGGUGAACGGGGCUUUUAUGGUUCUGAAAGGUCAUCGGUCCAUCGUGAAUCAGGUCCGCUUUAACCCUCACACGUACAUGAUCUGCUCCUCCGGUGUGGAGAAAGUCAUUAAGGUAUGGAGUCCUUAUCAGCAGCCAGAUAGUGUUGGUGAUCUAGAAGGCCUGGUGGAGGACAAGUCUCGCUCUCUCUACACUCAUGAGGAAUACAUAAGCCUGGUCCUCAACAGCGGAAGUGGCCUGUCACAUGAUUACGUCAGCCAAUCAGUGCAGGAAGACCCCCGAAUGAUGGCUUUCUUCGACUCGCUGGUUCGCCGUGAGAUCGAGGGCUGGAGCUCGGACUCGGACAGCGAUUUAAGCGAGGGCGCCAUUCUACAGCUGCACGCGAGAGCUCGACGCUCCACGCGCUCCACACGAUCCACGCCACGAUCUCCUGCCAACGUAUCCGCCGCUCAUCACAGCGACUCCGACCACUCCUCUUCAUCAUCACUGGCCGGGCCGGACGCAUCCGGGAGCGAGCGGACUGAUCAGGACAGGAGCGGGUCACAGAGAAGCCGGAAUAGACCACGCGCGUCUGCGUUUCUGCUAGACCUUGUGAACGAGGACUCGGAUUCAAGCGGGUUCUGGUUGGACCCGAUGCCCCGUCCCAGAUCUCCGAGUCCACGUGAGAACUCGAGCCUUUCCAGCCACGCCUCCUCAGCGGGCGUGGCCUCCAGUUCUAGCUCCUCCCCUAGCUCGUCUUCUAGCUCUUCCUCCAGCACAGACGGGGUCGACGAGGAGCUGCGCAGGAGCAGGAUGCGACAGCGCAACGCAGCCAGAUGGAGGCGCCACAUAGGGCUUUCAGGAAGAGACUCCGCCCAAACUCUUCACGGCGCAACAGAUUCCUCCAACUAUCCCAGCAUUUCCAUCCAUGAUCCGUCAUCACCCUCUUCGUCCUCAGGCGACGAAGGUCGACCUUUAAGAAAUCGUGGAAAAGAAAAACCAUGCGGACACGGCUCAAGUCCAGCUCGCUUAUCUGACAGACAAACGCAGUCCAGAUGCAGGCGCCGCUUCACUUCCUCUUUCUCAGGUGGUGAUGCUCCUUUGGAGAGGGCGAAAUCACGGGUGGGCUUUCUCGCAGAGUCUGGGGAGGAACCAGAGCGAGGGAGAACUAGCGGGGAAGAGUUAAGUGCCGUGGAGGAAGCAAACGUCACACUCAGCAGUCGAGCUGGAGUUAACGGACGUCCACAUACAGAUGAGAACCAUGCAGACUCUAUUCACCCAGAAUGCUCUGGGGCAGACACAGAACUCAAUAAGAACUCUGGUGACUCCAGGACCCAAGGGGAACCCUCUGGAAGGGGGAUCUCCAGUGGGAAACGGACUUGUUCGGACUCAGGAGACGAGGAGGAUUCUCCAUCGGAGAAGAGGGCGAAAACGUGGUGAUGUCACAGCACAACUCACUGACUCAAAGUCAAACUUUUUUUGAGUUGUUAAUCUUUGGACGCUUUUGGUUUAGCAUUUUUGAACCAACUUCCCUUUUCUCUCUUUACCUGAUGUCAUGCAUUCUGGGGUCACACCACAGUGAUGACACUAAAAAAAUAUUAGUGAUAUAUGUUAUUUGAAGAAAAAAAUAACUGCAGUGCUUUUGAUUUCAUAAUAUUUUAGUUCCAUUGAACCUGUAACCUUUAUGUUGGGGGUUCUGGUUUGUUUUUGGGCUGUGAGAAGAAGAUUUGAGAGCAUUUCUACAAGGAUGCCUGUUGUGAGUCUGUAUCAGUGGAACUGGGGUGGGAGGUGGGAAUGGGGAGGGGGGUUAAAAACAGUGUUUCCAUGGUAACCUCAUUGAGCAGCAGCUGUUUGAGUUGUGCAUUAAAGUUCUGUUCCAGUGUUUCCAUAGAGACCCUCUUGUUAUGUCUCUUCUUCCUCGUCGUCCGCCAUUCUAAUCAUCAUCAAACAGGAAGUAGCCUGCUGUAAUUUCUGGGUGAGUGUUCUAGGAUAUUCCGAUGUGAGAAUCGUCACCAUGGUGAUGCAUCAGUAUCUGCUCUCCAUCUGUCUAAUGGAGCGGCUUGAAGGGCCAAGUGAAAGAUUAAUGAGAGCAUAUAUAAUAAUGUUGUAGGUCAGCUCGGGCUUGUUGUCUGAAACUCUUCCUCUGUAGUCGCUUGAUUGAUAAACCCUCACAAAUUAUACUAAAUUGGGAGUUUUAAAGGGAUAGUUCAUCCAAAAAUGAAAACUCUGUUGUUCCAAUCAUGUAAGACCUUUGUUUAUCUUCAGAACACAAAUUAAGAUAAUUACUUGGUACUCCCUUGAACACGCACUGAAGGUCUUUUUUUGUUUUGUUUUGCUUUUGUUUUUUGUGCAAAAAAAGAAGUAUUGUUGUAGCUUCAUAAUAGGUCUGUCAUGAUUGGUCGAUUCAACUUGAGUACUCGAUUUUAAAAAUCCUCGAUUGCAUUUUGCCCGUGUUAAGUAACCGGCAAAAUAUCGAAAGUGGCGCAUUUCACGGACAAGAAUCCAUGAGAUGCAUUAUUAGGCCAUUUUCCAAGUCUGCAUUAUAUAUUAAACCCAUUUAAAAUAAUCAUAAAGCAUAAUGCUACUGUGAAUUCACAAACACUACAAUGAAAUUAAAUAAGUAUGUGCGAUACAGGUUUAAUAGGCGCUUUAAUUGUUUAUGGGUGUGUGGUUACUUACGUGCCAGUGUUGCCAAGUCCGCGGUUUUCCCGCAAAAUUGGACUACUUUAACAGUGGGUUGUUUUCAUGUCACCAGGUCAAAGGACCCAAAUAAUGUGAUAUUUAGCCCCUGUAAAGCGAAUUUUACCAGGGUAUGUAUUUUAUGUAUUUACCCCCUGUGAUUCCCUGCUGCAAAAAACAAUAGGAACCAUCACAGAAAUUCUGAUAGUUUCCAAUACAAAUACAGCUACAAACAUUACAAACAAUCAAUUUUAACCAUUAAAACCCACAGGCUUUUCUGUAGCGUGUUUUGGGACAUUAUUAGCUCUUACGAAAAUUAACCAUGGUUUUAUUAUAGUAAAAGUGUAGUAAUCGUGCUUUUUUGGCGCAUUGAUUAUGAUUUGUAUCACCAUAGUUUUACUACAAAUAUCAUGGUUAUACUACGGAUAGUGUAGCAAUGUUUUUACCGAGGGACCCCCUCACUGGGCUAGUUUUGCUUCGCAAUUAGGCGGUUUUUUUAAUGAAAACCUGGCAACCCUGGUGCGACUCCACACUAACGGUUAUUAUUUACAUGUGUGGACCUUCUCAAACUCCAUCUCUGCAUAUUUAUGUGAGUUUGGGUUUAUUUUUGUUUAUCUUAAUUUAAUGUUUAUCUGUUUAUUUGUUUAUCUGGGAACGCGGCGUUCGCCAUUUCAUCAGAUUUGUAAGGUAAAUCAUUUAUACACCUACAACACAGGAGAACACAUAUCUCGUUAUGCUAACGUUAACUGUUCGUCGCGAUUUCAAAAUAAGAGUUUAAACCCUAGCUCUGAGUUUACACGUUUUGAUGUUCAAGAAAGAAAUUACAGUGGCUGUAGUAGCAUGUAUGUCGUAAAAAUGGGCAUAUAUUAAAGAUUAAAUGGACAUUUGAAUUAAUUAUUUUGAGAGAAUAUUAAACAUAGAUUAGAUCGUGCUGUAAAGUGUAAA